Messenger RNA from Engraulis encrasicolus (European anchovy), 810 nucleotides. RefSeq lists its product as uncharacterized. The record is from RefSeq and is a predicted model, not a curated record. The coding region runs from base 118 to 729 and encodes 203 amino acids. The transcript has 4 exons. Lineage: Eukaryota; Metazoa; Chordata; Actinopteri; Clupeiformes; Engraulidae.
CUCCCUCACUUCCUCCCUUCUUUCUAGUUUACUCUGUCGCUGUCUCAGUUGAUUUUUUAGUUUUUGUUUCUACUUUUUUCGUCUUUCGUUCCACCUCAGUGUGAUAGUCAUAGCACCAUGGAGGUGUCUACAGCCGCCAUGGGGCCUGACACCCUUCUAACCCCUACCGUGCCAAUCCCGAGCCCCAGCCCCAACCCCAGCCCCACAUCCCUGGCAUCCCUCCCCACAGGGCCUGCUGUCCCUGUCACCUCCAUCCCUGUCACCCCCACCACCACCACCACUGCAACAGUGCUGACGACCACCAACGCUACGAGCAGCGCCAGUGCCAUGGCCACCUCCGCGCCGCCCGUCCCCCCCCUGGCCACCACGCUGGCCGGCAACCAGACAGCCCUCAACGGCACAGACCUCCCUCUGGUGGCAGAGCCCGCCGCGGGCAUGGGCAUGGUGCUGGUGCCCUUCGGCAUCGUCACCGUCCUCGCCCUGCUGAUCAUCGUGCUGCUUUACGUGAGAAAACGAAAAAGGCUGGAGAAGCUGCGGCACCAGCUGAUGCCCAUGUACAACUUCGACCCGGGCGAGGAGCAGGACGACCUGGAGCAGGAGCUGUUGGACCACGGCCGAGACGGCAGCCCCGCCGGACCCAACGCCAAGACUUUGACAACGAGCCAGGGCACCACACAGAGGCCCAGUCGGCUGGUCUUUACAGACGUAGCAGAUGCCAUCAACGCUUGAUGGCCACAAAUAGAUGGCUGGACACACUGCUGGACAGAGGUAUUGGAGGAUUACAAACUGGACAAGAUGGGAACACUGGCA